AUGAGCUUGCAUUACACACAACAACACCGCACCAUGGGCGAGCGCCGGUUGCAUCACUCCGAGAUGCGCCAAAAAGCUAAUCUGCGUGAUACCUUCUUCGGCCUCAAGAGCGAGCCGCAAGACCGUCCCAUUUCCGUCGCAACAGAGUUUGUCGACACGGAUUGGGACGAGGAAAUCAUCAGUGAGGCAGAAGACAACUCACCACGUCACAGCGUCAACUCGUCUGGUGGCCAGCCAAGUAUCACUACGCUCUCUUCGUACGAUGAGGUGCCAACCCCAAGGUCAAGUCAAAGUCGCGUGGGCUAUCUCGAGGGGAUAUCGCCACAGGCCGUUGAGGGUCCUAGGGGGCCGCAUCUGUUCCGCAGCUCAACGACGCAUUCGUUUGAGGAGGAGGCCAUCCUGACACUGUCGCCCAUCACGCCCAAGACGGCGCUUCCCUUCAGCGAGAGCAUGCACUUUAUGAUGCACGAGCCUCUCCCGACUGUCCAGUCCCUGCCACCACGACGUCGCAGCAGCCCUACUGCGCGCUUCACCACGGCCGAACUGGACUCCUCGAACCUCCUGCCCUGGACCCCCGAAAUGGUCGCGCAGUCGAUGCUCAAUGCUGGCAUAGAGUACUCGGUCGCCGAGCGAUUCGUUCAGAAUGACAUCAACGGUGCGAUUCUCAUUACCCUCAAGUUCGAGGACCUCAAGGAGCUCGACAUUCCCUCCUUUGGCAUGCGCCACAAUGUUUGGCACCAGAUCCAGAACCUGCGCGACAGCCGACCCAGCUCACCGAGGGCGCCGACACCGAUUCAAGACGAGCCGAGCCGCGAGGUGAAGAGGGAGAAGCGCAGGGACGAAGGCGAAGGACUGCUGAGGAAAAAGAGCAGCCGACGGAAGCCCAAGAAGCUGUCGCACGACGACAUCAUCACACCCCUCGAGUCUGUCUCUAUCGUUGGCAUCGAGCAGCACAUCCCCAGGCCGCACUUCUGCUCCAAGGGUGAGAACUGCUCCAAGUACCGAAAGGCACAGCGCCUGAUUGAUGCCUUCCGCAAAGAGCAUCCCUUUGUGGACCUCGAGAGCGGUGCUGUGCUCGUCGCUGGCGAUCCUGGCAACCCCAUGACUGCCCGCGCCCUCGACCCUUCUGAAAUCAUGCGUCCCAUGUCGGAUGCCGUCCCCUCCGUCGUCGCGUCGUCAGACAUCCUCGGCACUGGUGGUGUACCGCCCAUGCAGUACCUGCAGGAGGCUGCGUUGCGUGGUGUGCAAGCGAGAGACCCCCAGGACAACGUCAGGCAGUUCCUCGACUUCCAGCAGUGCAGCGCCAACGAGGUCCCGCCGACGCCCCCUUUUGAGAUUCUGGCCUCGACGAAGGCGCCCAAGGAGGGCCUGCGCGCACUCCCCAAACUCGCCAUCCCAGGCAAGUCACCUCUGCGGCUCGACUCCUCAAGAGCCACGAGCGUGCCACCACCGUCAGUCCCUCAGCCGACGCAGCAACAAUCGUCGUCGUCGUCGUCGCAGGAGCAUGCCUUUGUGCCCUACCGCAUGGACAAGGCCGAACCUCUCUCUCCGGAUCUGAUGACACCCACCAACCCGUACCGCUUCGGUACCCCCUUCUCUGAGAUGGAUGUCCCCGUCACAGCCGUUCCCGUGGAUCACAUUGAGCGUAACGUCUCUCAGUCUGUGCCCCCUGACAUGAACUACCACACCAUUUCCUCCUCCAACCCACCUCCUGCACGAGCCAUGACCCAAUCCCGCGCCUCCGCUCGCCGUCCCUCAUUCCCCGUGCUCCCGGCUCUGGACGAGAACACCGCCACCCCGGUGGUGCGCACCUCGCCAGUCCGUACCUCCCCCGUCCGCGGCUCACCACAGCGCGCCUCCGUCAAGGCCCCUCCCCGCGUUGCCUACCCCUGGUCUCCCGCCACUGAAGGUCGUACUUUCGAGCAGGCCAUCCCGCCCUCGGUGCCCGUCCGCGAGGCCGCCGCCGCCUCGGCGACCUCGAUUGUUGAGACGCCCCUGACUGCCACGACCCUCGACAGUGGCAUCUCCUACCAGGGACCCAUGAAGAAGCGCAAGACGCGCAUGCUCCGUCACGAGUGGAACGACGGCUACUUCACCCUCAAGGGAACGCGCCUGGCCAUGCACAAGGACGCCGUGCACCUCGAGCGCGCCCUCGAAUAUGUUGACAUUGAUGACUACGCCAUUGCGUGCUCGUCGCUCGCGAGCCAGAGCAAGUUGAGCGCCGCGUUUAAGCGCGUGCAUCUCCACUCUGGCAGUCGCGAUCUGGAUAGCGUUGGUGCCUUUGCGUUCCAGCUCAUCCCGCAGGAUAAGAAUGGAAACGGCGUCACGACGAAGCUGAGGAAGAGGGAGUCGGGUUUCUCUUUCAGCGGUGCCACUGUGCCUGCUGAGGGCGUCAACGGAACCGGCAAGACACAUCAUUUCGCGGUGCGCAACCGGGAUGAGAGGAUCGACUGGAUGAGAGAGCUCAUGCUCGCCAAGGCGCUGAGGCAGAAGGGACAGGGCUUUGAAGUGAGCGUUAAUGGGAACAUGAUUUAG
Molecule: messenger RNA, 2535 nt
Organism: Verticillium dahliae VdLs.17
Lineage: Eukaryota; Fungi; Ascomycota; Sordariomycetes; Glomerellales; Plectosphaerellaceae
Product: SAM and PH domain-containing protein
Exons: 3
Coding region: 1-2535 (844 amino acids)
Molecular function (GO): protein binding
Source: RefSeq, a predicted model, not a curated record